UUAAAGAAUGACAUUGUUCCAGAGAUACCAACCGUGAACCGAAAAGAAAGCGGCGCGCUCCGCUUUGAGAAAGGUUGCCAGCCGGAGACUGCAGUCUACUACCACCAAAUAUGGUGAUCUCCGACUCCGACUAUGAAGGCGCCGCUAUCCAAUCCCUCGGUUCUCUCUUCAAUGUUACUCAAGUCUUUCUCUGGGAUGACGGCGUCUCGGUUCAACCAUCAUCUCAAGCUGUUCAACACAAUCACAAAUCAAACUCCAUUCCUGAUUGGAGUGAAAUUAUUAUUCUUCCCGAGGAUUUGGAAUUGAACAAACAAAUGAAUGAAUUAGGUCUUCCUCUCUCAUUUCAGACAAAUAAAAAGGAGAAAUGUGGACCAGUAAAAGGCAAAAAGAAGGGUGCACGUUCCAAGGUGCCACGUACUUGUAACAAUCCUGGUGAUGAAACUCUAAAUGAAGUGAGUGCAGAGGAGGUCAUAUCUCCUGCUAAAUUUCAUGAUAAAACUAACAGUUCAUUAUCUUGUAUAUCAAUGCUGGGCCAAAGUGAACCGUCCUUCUGUGAUGGUGCAGUGGAAGUUGACACGGUCCGAUCUGUCUCCGGUGAAGGAGAUAAUUCAACAGACUGCACUGGGUUUGCUAAUGGUGUUCCCGUGGAGAAAAUUAAUAGUAUAAAUAACGCAGAAACUAAUGAUGCCCAGAAUAGUGACUUUGAUUUGAAAAGUGCACAUGCCUCGGAUACUGGAGUCUCUGCUGGAAGCCACUUGACAGGUACUGGUGUCAAUUUUUGUGGGAUAGAACUGGGUAAAGUUGACGAUGAAUAUUUAGAACUUUCACCAAUUUUUUGCAAAAAUACAGAUUGUGAGACUAUUUGCAAUGACGAUUGUGCUGCCACUUGGCAGUCACCAGCUAAUGAAUCAGAAUCGCUUCCCAUGAGUUUGGAAGGGAUUGGAUGUGACAGAGUUGAUGGGUCAAAUGAUUGCGGUGAAUUUGGAGAUUGGAUGGUGUUAUGGGAUACUUUCUAUGGGAGAAGAUACUUCUACAAUGUUAAAAUAGACACUUCUACAUGGGACCCACCCCCAGGGAUGGAGCAUCUAGCAUUUGGCGGGUGUACUGAAUUAGAUGAUGGUGAAGCUUUAAAGUCGUCCGAGGAGUGUGAAACACAAAGGAGCAUUAAACCACUUGAAGAAACCUUGGUAGAUGAGAACUUAUCAGGAAAUCAACAUGAAGAGUAUUCAGCCGAGAUUGGAGUCGCUGCUGGAAAUUUGGUCUCUGAUUUUGCUACAAAUAGUGAAGACCAAUCUCUUCAUCAUUCAGAUGAGAAUCUUGAAAGUGGUGGAGUUUCAAGCUGCUCUGUAUCAAAUACCCUGGAUUAUGUCGUUAGCACUAACGAUAGAUGCAGUCAAGCAACAUCAGAGGACAAUCAUACACCAAUGGAAAACAUGGUCAUUGAUACGCCUGGAUUGGAAAGUAAAUCUGAUCAUUUCAUGUCAAAACAGGAAAAAAAGGUGAAAAGAAAACACAGGCGGAAGAAAUUAUAUUAUGAAACUGAAGAUCUCCAAUUUCAAAAAAUGCCUGAUGCUUAUUCCGCAACAAUUGAAAAGUAUUGGUGUCAGAGGUAUAUUUUAUUCUCUAGAUUUGAUGAUGGUGUAAAUAUGGACGAGGAAGGAUGGUUUUCUGUCACUCCAGAGGUUAUUGCUCAUUAUCAAGCUUCACGUUGUGCAAGCGGCACGGUAAUUGACUGUUUCACCGGUGUUGGUGGGAAUGCCAUCCAAUUCGCACAACGGUGCAAUCAUGUGAUUGCAAUUGAUAUUGAUCCUUCGAAGAUUGGUUUUGCAAGGCAUAAUGCUGCAAUUUAUAGAGUGGAUGAUCUAAUUGACUUCAUCGUUGGUGACUUCUUCGUCUUGGCACCAAAGUUAAAGGCUGAUACUGUUUUCUUAUCUCCACCUUGGGGUGGACCUGAUUAUGCUAAGGUUGAGACUUAUGAUAUGAAGACAAUGCUUAGACCGCAUGACGGAUAUACUCUGUUCAAUGUUGCUAAGGAGAUUGCUUCAAGAGUUGUCAUGUUCCUUCCAAGAAAUGUCAAUUUCAACCAAUUGGCAGAGUUAUCUCUAUCUGCCUGUCCACCAUGGUCGCUAGAGGUGGAGAAAGUUCAUUUAAAUGGAAAAUUGAAAGCAGUCACAGCUUAUUUCAGUCGUCCACCGGUUGGAGGGUGCUGAGUUAAACAGAUUAACUUCGGCUACUGGCGAAUCAAAAAUGACCAUUCCCUUCGAGGACAUAGACUAGUGAAGAGAUUUUGAAGUUAUGCUCUUGGUAUUUUUAUACAUGUUUUCCUAAGCUGUUGUAACUUAGUAUGUUAGGCCUGACGGUUUUUGAGGGAAUGGAAAAAGAAGACUUGUUUCUUUUUAUAAAUUAAAGAAACUAUAAAAUGUUUAUAAAAUUAAAUUAAGUGCGAUUAAAGUGUUA
Trifolium pratense (red clover) is the source of this 2457-nucleotide messenger RNA. Its product is annotated as trimethylguanosine synthase-like. The coding region runs from base 111 to 2210 and encodes 699 amino acids. Gene Ontology annotation, molecular function: RNA cap trimethylguanosine synthase activity; protein binding. Gene Ontology annotation, biological process: 7-methylguanosine cap hypermethylation; 7-methylguanosine RNA capping. The record is from RefSeq and is a predicted model, not a curated record. The transcript has 10 exons. NCBI's taxonomy places the organism in Eukaryota, Viridiplantae, Streptophyta, Magnoliopsida, Fabales, Fabaceae. Gene Ontology annotation, cellular component: nucleus.